Molecule: messenger RNA, 1881 nt
Organism: Maniola jurtina (meadow brown)
Lineage: Eukaryota; Metazoa; Arthropoda; Insecta; Lepidoptera; Nymphalidae
Product: transmembrane protease serine 9-like
Exons: 8
Coding region: 257-1795 (512 amino acids)
Biological process (GO): proteolysis
Molecular function (GO): serine-type endopeptidase activity
Source: RefSeq, a predicted model, not a curated record
GUUACAGCAGCUCGCUGGGUGAUGAUUUUGCAGAUCUUAUUUGGCCUUUUACACUCUUCCAUGCCUCGAAGAGCAAGUAAUGAAGUAUCCCGGCCGCGGCAGUCCCAGUUAUUAUCACUGACAUGAUAAUGAUACCUAAUUGAACCAAAGAGAUGAAAUCCAUCAGUCGAAUCACGAGUCACGAUUUUGUUUGGGUACAAUUAUUAAUCUACUUUUCACUUUGAGUGAAUAUUGAUUUUAACUGCUAAAAUGUGAAAUGUUUCCUUUUUUGUUGCAGGUGGCAGGGAGUGAUUAUUAUUACCCUGUGGAUUUUGCAGAAAAUAUUUAUAACCCAGAGGCGUGGCAAGGCCGCAUCGUGUCGGGCUGGGAGGCGCGCCCCGGCCAGCACCCGCACCAGGUGUCGCUGCGCAUGAUCACGCUCCUCGGCUCCGUGAGCAGCUGCGGCGGCAGCGUCGUGGCGCGCGAGUGGGUCAUCACGUCGGCGCACUGCACCGCCACGCGAAUCACGAUAGUGGUCCGCGCGGGAGUGACCUCGCUGACUCGGCCCGAGUUCAUCGUGGAGUCGACGCUGUACUACAACUACCCCACCUACGACUCCAGCCGGCCGGGCGUGGUGCAGCCCGACGACAUCGCGCUGGUCAAACUGCCGACGAAGCUGGACUAUAGCAGAAAUCUUCAACCCAUUCGCAUCCAAUCCUCAGCAGAUGCUCACAGGAACUAUGAGGACCUGGUUGUCUACGCGAGUGGUUUCGGCCGGACUUGGACCAACGGGGCAACGACGGAGGUUUUGCGCUGGACGUACCUGCGCGCGGUGUCCAACCCGACGUGCGCACAAUUGUUCGGCUCGAGCAUCAUCACUGCCAACACUUUAUGCGCACGAUACUAUAACGUCACUUCUCAAUCUGUGUGCCAGGGUGACAGCGGUGGUCCGCUGGUGCACGUGGACGCACGAGGAGUGCCGAUCCUCGUCGGAGUGAGCUCCUUCGUGGCCGGCGACCCCUUCGGCUGCCACUCCGGCCUGCCCUCCGGUUUCGCCCGUCCCGGACCCUUCCACAGCUGGUACAAGGAAGUUACUGAAAUUGAUUUUGAAAACUUAGAAGAGGACACUACAACUUCUACAACUACAGUUGCCCCGACCACAGUAACUUUCCCUACCGUAACUAUCCCUACAGUAACCACCCCUAAUAUAACCGUUCCUACAGUAACCGUUCCCACUGUAACCACUCCUAAUAUAACUGUUCCCACAGUAACUGUGCCUACUAUAACAACCCCUAAUAUAACUGUUCCCACAGUAACUAUCCCUACUAUGACAACCCCUAAUAUAACUUUUUCUACAGUAACCGUUCCUACUAUAACCACCCCUAAUAUAACUGUUCCCACAGUAACUGUCCCUACUAUGACAACCCCUAAUAUAACUUUUUCUACAGUAACUGUUCCUACUAUAACCACCCCUAAUACAACUAUUCCUACUCUAACAACCCCCAAUAUAACUUUCUCUACAGUAACUGUUCCAACUUUGACAACCUCUAAUUCCACUUUCCCUAACGUAACUAUUUCUACUAUGACUACACCAUAUUAUACAAUUACCCCUAAUUCCACUUUCACUACCCCUAAUAUUACUGUCUCUACUACUCCUACUCCACCUACCACUACCCCAACUCCGGAGGGUGAUGAUGACGAAGAUGACCCGGAGCUCUCAGAACUGCUCAAGAGGCUAGAAGUGAAAGUUGGAGUCGUGGUCAGACUGACUAAACGUGGAAGGAAUAAUAAUAAUAAGGAAGUGCUUGUAGAAUAAUACCUACAUGCAGGUACCGAUAUACCUACAAUAACCUAACUAGUACCUGUAAUAAAUUGUAUCAUGAAUCAUGAUUCAUGGCUGUA